CUGCAGUGCCUCUACUGUUGCUCAGACCUUUGCAAUCGGUAAAUUAACAAGAUUCUGUUCAGUUUAAUUCACUAUACAGAUCUCCUUGCAGCAGUGAAUUUGGCAGAAAUUGUGUCAGUUCCAUGCUGCUGCUGUUUAGUGAAGCUCUUCCCAGCAGCAAGGUGGUGCUGGAUAUAUUCGCAGUGCUGAGGAUGCCCCAAUAAAACAAGUCCAUGAGAGAGACUUGGAUGCAGUUUGUCAUCUCCUUCGUCUUCCCCUAACUGCCUCCACCAGGCAUCAUGAGGUUUCUUAGUGACUUUCUCACACCUUUUGAUGCCUCCAAAGAAGAAAUGCAUCCGCCAGGCCCGCAAGGCACAACUGCAGUUCCUUGAAACUCCAAGAGAGGGCCCUAUACAUCACUAUGGAUCUCCACUGCCUUUGGCUGAGAACCCAAGACAUGUUUUUAUCAAACCUCUAGACCAGAAUGCCUCCAUCUCAUGGGUGUCCCCACAGUUUGAAAGCACUGUGUCAACAGGCUUCAAGAGAUGUAAGAAGCAGCGCCAUGUUGCCCACAGCUUCCAGAGCCGGGAUGACAGUCGUGGUUUCCUCCAUGUGGGAGGAGUGUGUCGGAAACAAACAGUCUGCAAAUUUCCUCCUUUAACGUUUGAGGCUGCACAGGCACACCCCUAUGCUGCAGCAACAGGGUACUCGGACUCUUGUGGUAACCCAAGUAACUGUGCAAAGACAUGCCAUAUCCAGCCAAAGAGGGGCACUGCAGCAAAGCCCAGUACCUCAAUGGGUAAGCCUAAGAGCUGUAGAAAAGGGGCCUCUCAGUUUCCUAAACAGGAUGCUGAGCCAGAUGUCUUCAGUCCACCAGAUCUACGGACUCCAGAGCUGCCCUCUAUGAGAAGCUAUGGAUGCAGUAGUACUUUGCCACAGAUGAACAUCCUCUGUCCGAAUCCACAUAGUGUUCUUGAUCUCUGUGCUGAUACCACUGAGAGCCUUGAACCAACAACUGUACUGGUCAAGGAUACUCCAGAGCAUGAGUACGGAGUGAAGGUAACAUGGAGAAAACGGUCUCAUGUAAUGAGAUACCUGAGGGAGAAGGGGAUGCUGAGCCCAAGUGACAUCCUAGUGAAGACUGUAAAUGCUGAUCCUAGUCAGUGCUGAUCCCUUUAGAAAAGGACACGCUGCCUUUGACUUGAGGGGCACAAUAACUGAGAUCCCACUUUGCUGGCUCUAAAAGCAACGGGCAUUGCUAAGCCUAGUUGGGAGAUCAGUGACAGGAUAAAGAAAAGACCCUGGACUUAUACUGUCGGCUAAGACUGCUUGGUGCUGCAGAGAUGCUUCCCCCCGUGCUGUCUAACCUGGCGGAAGAUCAGUCUGCACUGGAUAGUGAUGGCCGGGGGCGUGGCUGA
This is a messenger RNA of Gopherus flavomarginatus (Mexican gopher tortoise), 1397 nucleotides long. It is a transcript of the gene RHNO1, whose product is annotated as RAD9-HUS1-RAD1 interacting nuclear orphan 1. Gene Ontology annotation, cellular component: chromosome; nucleus. The record is from RefSeq and is a predicted model, not a curated record. The transcript is spliced from 3 exons. Gene Ontology annotation, biological process: DNA damage checkpoint signaling; recombinational repair; cellular response to ionizing radiation. The coding region runs from base 313 to 1149 and encodes 278 amino acids. NCBI's taxonomy places the organism in Eukaryota, Metazoa, Chordata, Testudines, Testudinidae.